GUCCAACUGUGCUUGUAACACUCUGAUUAAUGGUUCUGUUUGGAUUGGUUUAUUUACAAAUACUGCCAAUGUAUGGUUUCGUUUGACAAUAAGACUAUAAUAUUUAUGAUAUAUAUUAAUUAUGUAUAAACGCACGAAAAAAUUGUGAUAUUUAGCUUUGAUAACUCUUAUAUUAAAUUUCUAAGGAUUAAUACAUCUUUGUAUUGAAAUCAACAAUGUCUGAGAAAAGUAUAAUUGAAUGGACGCAAAAAGAUGUGACAAGAUGGCUUAGCGAAACUGGACAUGAAAAAUUUAUCGGUUCAUUUCUUGAUCAGGAAAUUGAUGGAAAGGUGCUCUUAACUUUAAAAGAAGAUGAUUUAAAGUUAAUAUCCAGAAACUUACAGACAAUUGGUGAUAUGAAAAGAUUAUAUAUUAAUAUAAAACAAUUACAAAGGGAUAAUAUGGCAGUAUUAUUUGAAUUAGGAUAUAUUGAUAUAUUUCCUCCAUCAAAUUUUUAUAGUCACCAUAAACAUGAAAUGCCUAGUAGUGGUACAAACAAUGAAGGUUCUAUUGAACAUGAAUUUUAUUCAGCAUCUGUAUCAGAAGAUGGUCAUGCAUCACAUUUGCCACCUGAAAUUUGGAAAGCUUUCAUUAGUUUGGCAUAUUUAUUUAUUGUUACAUGGAUUACUGCCUUUGUGAUGGUCAUUGUUCAUGAUAGAGUGCCUGAUAUGAAAAAAUAUCCUCCGUUACCUGAUAUAUUUUUAGAUAAUGUUCCACAUAUUCCUUGGGCAUUUGAUAUGUGUGAAGUUACUGGAACUAUACUUUUUGCAAUAUGGCUCAUUGUACUAAUUUUUCACAAAUAUAGAUUUAUUUUAUUACGAAGAUUUUUUGCUUUAUCUGGUACAGUCUUCCUGUUAAGAUGCGUUACAAUGCUUAUUACUUCCUUGUCAGUACCAGGCGCACAUUUGCAAUGUCAACCACGGAAGGUUCCCGAAGAUUGGACAAAUUCUGCAUACGUAGAGUUAUACAAUAAGAUUGCUAUGGCUUAUGUCAUAUGGCGUGGUGCUGGUAUGUCGAUUCAAGGUGUUAGGACCUGUGGUGAUUAUAUGUUUAGUGGACAUACUGUCGCCUUAACUAUGUUAAAUUUUUUCAUUACAGAAUCAGCACACGAACAUUAUUCCAUCGAUGUUUUUGUAGCUUUCUAUAUCACAUCACGAUUGUUUCUUUAUUAUCAUACUCUAGCAAAUAAUCAAGCAUUGAUGCAACGUGAUUCAAAUAGAACUAGAAUUUGGUUUCCAUUAUUUAGUUUUUUUGAAUCUUCUGUCGAUGGUAUCGUUCCAAAUGAGUAUGAAUCUCCGUCUCUAAUCAUUUGUAAUCUAGCAUGUACAGGAAAAGAUAUAUGGCAUUUGGUUCGAUCCUCAAUUUGCUUCCGUAAAUCAUGGCGCAAUUUAAACGGCAGAGUAAAGAAUAGCACAAAAAAGGAGCACUAA
Messenger RNA from Heterotrigona itama, 1469 nucleotides. The record is from the annotation of a GenBank genome assembly. NCBI's taxonomy places the organism in Eukaryota, Metazoa, Arthropoda, Insecta, Hymenoptera, Apidae.